AUGACUUGUCGGAAUUGCCUCAACGAUGCCAAAACCCUUCUCCCAAAGGUAUGUCCAAAUCAGAAAGAAGCAUUUGGGUACUAUGACUUCUGCACUUUUCAAUACGCAAGUCGUCCAUUGUUGGGAUACCUGGAUCCUGAAUUUGCCCACAGUUUCAACAACCCAGAAGAUGCAACAGACAAAGAAGAGUUCACAAGUGCGCUUAAUGAUCUAAUGCAGAGACUGAAAAGCGAAGCUGCUUCUGGGAACUCUAAUUUUAAGCUAUCUGUGGGAUGCAAAAUAGCUGAUGAGUCUGAGACCGUUUAUGGUCUUGUUCAGUGCUCGCCAGAUUUGUCUAGGCCAGACUGUAAUGCUUGCUUGGAGAAGGCGAUCUCAGAUAUCCCACUCUGUUGUAAGAACAAGAUUGGUGGCAGGGUUAUUAAACUCAGCUGCAAUCUUCGAUUUGAGAGGGUUCAUUUCUAUUAUGAUUAA
This is a messenger RNA of Neltuma alba, 471 nucleotides long. RefSeq names its product cysteine-rich repeat secretory protein 38-like. Lineage: Eukaryota; Viridiplantae; Streptophyta; Magnoliopsida; Fabales; Fabaceae. The transcript has a single exon. The coding region runs from base 1 to 471 and encodes 156 amino acids. The record is from RefSeq and is a predicted model, not a curated record.